AUGGGCUCGGACACGCUGGCUCUACUCAUCGACGGCGACAACGUAUCGGCCAAGGUGAUCACGGGCGUCCUGUCCGAGAUCGCAAAACAUGGUACUUCGAAUGUCCGACGCAUCUACGGGGACUGGACCUUACCAAACCUGGGCCCCUGGAAGAAGUGCCUCCUUGAACACUCGAUCCAACCCGUCCAGCAAUUCGCCUACACCACCGGCAAGAACGCCACUGACGGCGCCAUGAUUAUCGAGGCCAUGGACCUGCUGUACACAGGUCGCUUUUCCGGCUUCUGCCUUGUCUCGAGCGAUAGCGACUUCACCCGCCUCGCCGUGCGCAUCCGUGAACAGGGGCUCACCGUCUACGGCUUUGGCGAGAGGAAGACGCCGCGCCCCUUUGUCAGUGCCUGCGACAAGUUCUAUUACUUCGACGCCCUGGAAACGGUGUCGCCCGACGAGGUACCGCCCGCCAUCCAUGCCGAUGGUGUCACAGAAGCUGCUGCCCGGCGGCCUUUUGUUGCAACAAUUCAGAGCAGUCAAGCCGGUGCGAGCAUCUCACCAACUCCAGCGCCCGCGCCCUCUGGUCCCGCAACCGGUAAACUAGACGCAGAAGCACUCGGGACGCUGACGAGAGCCGUGGUCGCUUGUGCAGAUGACGAUGGCCACGCAAACUUGGCCAAUGUCGGCACUUAUCUCACCAAGCAGUCACCAGACUUCAACGCUGCCAACUACGGCUUCAGCAAGUUGCGCGAGCUCGCUGAAGCCUCCGGGGUCCUUGAUGUGGAGCUCGUCCGGCGUCCACAUGCGGCACCGAUAUGCAUGCAAGUGAAAGGUCUCUUUGGGAAACGCAAUGGUCCAGAGGAGGAGAAGGACCGAAGGAGCAAACCUUCCAAUGCAUCUACAUGUGCGCUAAUGCAACCCGUGCACCCAUCCACUCCAGCACCACCUGCUAAGCUUCGGGGGCAAAUCAACACAACACUCGAAAGCCACUGCUUCCGAGCUCUGGACGAAGUUCGCUUCAAUCUCUACUCCCAGCCCCAUCCUGUGAUAUUUGAUUCUGUUUCGCCCUUGACGGCCAUACGUGAAAUCCGCAGUAUCAACAUGGACAAGAAAGCAGACGAGGGGCACGAGGCUGCACACCGGCAACACAGCGUAGAUACCGACUUCGGUAUUGGCAGUGAUGACGCUGCCGCGAUCCCAAAGGGAGAAAUCGACCCGGUCUACGAGGCAAAGGCCAGGGUUCUGAACCGAGCAGCAAAUAUCGGCAUGGGAUGGUAUCAAUGGCAGCUCUUCAUCGUCGUGGGCUUCGGCUGGGCCUCUGACAACUUAUGGCCCAUCGUGACAUCACUCAUAUUAACCCCAGUCUCAAAUGAGUUCAACGCCCCGAGACCUCCCCUCCUCAGCCUCUCGCAAAACAUUGGCCUUCUUGCUGGGGCGAUAUUCUGGGGCUUCGGAUGCGAUAUCUUCGGACGCAAGAUCGGCUUCAACGCCACCCUCGGGACAGCCGCUGUCUGGGGAAUGAUUGCAGCAAGCUCUCCCAAUUUUGCCGCCAUCGGGAUCUUCGCGGCCUUCUGGAGCUUCGGCGUCGGCGGCAACCUCCCCGUAGAUAGCGCCAUCUUCCUCGAAUUCUUGCCUGCUAGCCAUCAAUAUCUUCUCACGGUAUUGAGCAUAGACUGGGCCAUUGCGCAGGUGGUGGCCACGUUGAUUGCGUGGCCUUUACUCGGUAGUCUCACUUGUCAACAGGAUGAGACGUGUACCCGAAGCAGAAAUAUGGGGUGGCGGUACUUCGUCAUUACUAUGGGUGGGAUCACACUGAUUAUGUUCGCCAUUAGAUUCUUGUGCUUUACGAUCUAUGAGAGCCCAAAGUAUCUGAUGGGCAAGGGACUAGACGAAGAGGCUGUCCGAGUUGUGCACGAAGUGGCCCGUCGAAACGGACGGUCGGAAGCCACUUCCUUGACGCUUGAGGAUCUCAAGGCCUGUGAGCCCGAGGGAUACGUGCCUCAGACCAGCGCCGCAACUGCGGUCAAACGACGACUUGAAAACCUCAGCCUUAGCCGUGUAAAACCGCUCUUCGCAACGCGCAAGAUGGCACUUAGCACGGGCACUAUCAUGGCUGUAUGGGCAUUCAUUGGGCUGGGUUACCCGCUCUACAACGCAUUUCUUCCUUACAUACAGGCGACCCGGGGAGCUGAUUUCGGUGAUGGCUCAACCUAUUUGACCUACAGGAAUAGCCUGAUAAUAGCAGUCUUAGGCAUCCCAGGGGCGCUUCUCGGUGGGCUCCUGGUGGAGCUGCCGAGAUUUGGGCGGAAGAGAGCCCUCAGCUUGAGCACUGUCGUUACAGGCGUUUUUCUGUAUGGGAGUACCACAGCGCUGAACUCGAACGCGCUGCUUGGCUGGAAUUGUGCUUGGAAUUUUGCGAGUAACGUUAUGUAUGCCGUUCUCUAUGGAUUCACACCGGAAUUGUUCCCGACACCUCAAAGAGGCACGGGCAACGCCUUGACUGCUGUCAGUAAUCGUAUAUUCGGGAUCAUGGCGCCGAUCAUCGCCAUGUUCGCCAAUUUGGAGACUGCAGCGCCUGUAUAUACGAGUGGUGCGUUAUUUAUCGCAGCAGGCCUGUUGGUAUUGGUACUGCCGUUUGAGUCCCGAGGCAAAGCGGCUCUGUGA
This is a messenger RNA of Diaporthe amygdali, 2652 nucleotides long. RefSeq lists its product as uncharacterized. The coding region runs from base 1 to 2652 and encodes 883 amino acids. The transcript has 7 exons. Gene Ontology annotation, biological process: transmembrane transport. The record is from RefSeq and is a predicted model, not a curated record. Gene Ontology annotation, molecular function: transmembrane transporter activity; RNA nuclease activity. Lineage: Eukaryota; Fungi; Ascomycota; Sordariomycetes; Diaporthales; Diaporthaceae.